Ziziphus jujuba (common jujube) is the source of this 1933-nucleotide messenger RNA. RefSeq lists its product as uncharacterized. The coding region runs from base 557 to 1765 and encodes 402 amino acids. Lineage: Eukaryota; Viridiplantae; Streptophyta; Magnoliopsida; Rosales; Rhamnaceae. The transcript is spliced from 3 exons. The record is from RefSeq and is a predicted model, not a curated record.
AUCUGCCUUCUAAACACGUAACAAGAUAUUAUAUAUUUAUAUAUUCCAACUUCACUUUCUUAUACUCUGGGUGAGAGACUGAGAGGCCCAGAGCACUCCAUUAGAAUCCGGAUAUUGAAAUGUAUAUAUAGCCAUACAGUACAGCUGCUGCUUCCCUCGCUAUUCACUUUUUAGUGAUAUCAUAAAAAAUACUGAACCUGAACCAUUUGAUAAACCAUCUUUUUGAUUGACCCAGUCAACCAAAAGGUUAAUCAUCUUUUGGCGCACAGGAAAACCUGCUCCGUUUAUGAGACAACCACACAAGAUAAUUAUAAGAAAUAAAGAAAUAAUAAAUCGAAUAUUAAACUAGGGACGACCCCACCACCACAAUUCACCUUCCGCUUUGCCUCCUUAUUACCCAUCUUGGAUCCCUACAUUUGAGAAGAAAAAAAAAAUUGUCAAACUUUCAAAAGCAUUCGGUCUAACACCUCUCUCUCUAGCUCUUUUAGUCACAUAAAAGAGAGAGCUUGCUCUAUUUCAUUUCCAUUCGUUUGUAACUUUGUUUUUGCUUCUUUUCAUGGCUCUGCUCACUUUUGUACCAGAGGCGACCACAGAGUCCAAGAAAUCACCACCAUCAAAACGCCAGCGAAAGCAAUCGAAGCAACAGCGAAAACCACAGUCUUCAUGGGACCAAAUCAAGAACCUUCUCACCUGUAAACAGAUCGAGGGGUCAAGGGUACAUGAUCCAUCAAAGAACCCCACCGCGUACUCUAAACUGGGAUCUUCAUGUAGCUCCAUAUGUAGCUUCAGAGACGUGGUUCAUGGCAACAGCAGGGUGGUUCACAGAGCAGACAACUCGCCCGAGAGUAGCAGUGUAGGACAGGAAACUAGGCUUCUUAAUCGGAAAGCCGAAGCCAGCAAGUCUUCGAGUACUCGAUCUUUGUCGAGAUCUAAUGGUGGCACUGCGUACACGUCGUCUUCUAGAGGAAUGCAAUUCAGAAAGCUGUCUGGCUGUUAUGAAUGUCACAUGAUCGUUGACCCAAGCAGGUACCCAGUUGCAAGGAGUACCAUCUGUGCAUGUUCUCAGUGCGGAGAGGUCUUCCCCAAGAUUGAAAGUUUGGAGCUUCACCAAGCAGUUCGCCAUGCUGUAUCGGAGCUAGGUCCUGAAGAUUCGGGUCGAAACAUCGUGGAGAUAAUCUUCAAAUCAAGCUGGCUCAAGAAAGACAACCCGAUCUUCAAGAUCGAACGGAUCCUAAAGGUCCACAACACGCAGCGGACCAUCCAACGGUUCGAGGACUGCCGAGACGCAGUGAAAACACGCGCACUCAACAGCACCAGAAAGAACCCCAGAUGCGCAGCCGACGGAAACGAGCUAUUGCGGUUCCACUGCACCACCAUAUCAUGCGCGCUGGGAGCACGUGGCGCGUCCAGCUUGUGCGGCUCCGUACCGGGCUGCGGGGUGUGCACGAUCGUCAGGCACGGGUUCCAAGGCAAGGCAGGUGGUGAGAGCAAGGGAGUGCGGACCACUGCCAGCAGCGGUAGGGCCCACGACUCCUUGCGUUGUACGGACGGGCGCAGGGCCAUGCUGGUGUGCCGUGUGAUCGCUGGCAGGGUUAAACGUAAUGCGGACGACGCGCCGCCGGAGGAGGAUGGCCUGUCGGCUGGCUCAUACGAUUCUGUAGCCGGCUACACCGGGAUCUACUCCAAUCUCGAAGAGUUAAUCCUUUUCAAUCCAAAGGCUAUCCUUCCUUGUUUUGUAGUCAUUUACGAAGCUCUAGAGUCUUGAACAUACAAAACGUCAUCGUUUCGAGCUUGAAUUUUGUCUAUUUUCGCUUUGAUAUCUCAUCAAAUUCACAACAUCACUGAAUCGAAUGGAUGGCUUAAUCAACAUUUGUGGUAGUUUCUCAUUGUAUAUAGAUUUUUAUUUCUUUUUUUAUUAUUAUUAUUAUUUUCA